Messenger RNA from Magallana angulata, 3627 nucleotides. RefSeq names its product sodium/calcium exchanger 3-like. Gene Ontology annotation, molecular function: calcium:sodium antiporter activity. The coding region runs from base 316 to 2880 and encodes 854 amino acids. Gene Ontology annotation, biological process: transmembrane transport; cell communication; calcium ion transport. The record is from RefSeq and is a predicted model, not a curated record. Gene Ontology annotation, cellular component: membrane. The transcript is spliced from 13 exons. Lineage: Eukaryota; Metazoa; Mollusca; Bivalvia; Ostreida; Ostreidae.
UGAAUUUUCUCUGACGUGCACAAAUGUUUGUGUCCCUUUGCAAAAAAGAAACCAACGAACUAAAUGUAGUUGACAGUCGGUUAUCUCUAACAAAUAGGGAAAUUUGUCAUGCAAUUUUAGAAUGAGGAAGUUAUUUCUAUGCAUUUAGGAAGUGGUUAAAUCUGAAAGAUCUAAUAUAAAGAAAGUUUCCAAAGUUGUCUGUUUCCUGGUCAUUCAUAAGAGUUGCUACAUGUAAGACAGUCAUUGGAGGAAAUAAUGAUUAUGGUCACUAUUAGGUGAACAACAACUAAAGACAAACACAGAAACUGAAUCAAAAUGGCUAACAACACCACGGCAGCGCCCGUGAUCUCCCCAGGAUGUGCAACCUUGGAUGUGAAUAACUACACGUGCUCGUCUGCACUCCUCUUGCCCAUCAUCAACGAGUACACGUGGGCCCCUGGAACAAGAGCCUUUCUGUAUUUGCUUACUAUGGUAUGGUGCUUCCUUGGAGUUGCCCUUAUUGCUGAUGUGUUCAUGUGUGCCAUUGAAAAGAUUACAUCCAAAACAGCGAAAGUCCGGAUUCCCGACCAGAAUGAGCCGGACGGUUUUAGGAUGAUUGAGGUCAAAGUUUGGAACGAUACUGUUGCGAAUCUAAGUCUACUGGCUCUUGGAACCAGCGCACCUGAAAUUCUGCUGUCGGUCAUUGAAAUUAUUGGGAGGGGCUUCGAAUCCGGAGAGUUGGGUCCAGGGACAAUUGUUGGAUCAGCGGCUUUUAAUCUUUUGGUGAUAUCCGCAAUAUGCAUAUUUUCGAUUCCAGAUGGGGAAAUUCGAAAAAUAUCCAAUAUGAGAGUGUUCGGUUUAACAACCUUCAGCUGUAUCUGGGCGUACGUCUGGUUGUCUCUGGUCAUUCUUGUAAUUUCGCCAGGCGUGGUGGACCUUGCUGAAUCUAUUAUUACCUUUUUGAUGUUCCCUGCUCUCAUAAUCGGGGCAUACCUGAUUGACAAGAGGCCAUGCAUGAAGAAAGAAGAAGUAGUGGAAAAUGGAAUGGUUGGAAUUUCUCUGGAGGGUUAUGCAAAUGAGCCGUUGAAUACAGGCGAUACCUCAAGUGUUACCAUCAUCCCUAAAGAGGAAAAACCAGAAACCCCCGUUGACCACGACCAAUCGCACAAAAACUUGCUGAAACUAGCCAAGGAAUUGGGACAUGAAUCCUUGGAUCAAGGAAUACCUCCCGAGGAAGCCGCUAAGAUUGUUGCAGCAAAACUGUCGGAAAAAGAGCACCACAGCAGGAUGUGGUACCGAAUCAACGCCACGAGAAACAUGUCUGGUGGAAAGAAACUCACGCCACAAGUUUUCUCAGCAUUCAAAGACCUGUAUGACCACACCAAGUUGCCAGAAGAUGAAAAAGCAGACAGCAAAAUGGCUCUUACUACAAAGGACCAUACAGCAGGUGGAACCAAAGCUGUGGUGGAGUUCACUGCCGCCACAUUGUCCGUUCUAGAGAAUGAAAAGAAGGUCCGCAUCGGGAUAAGAAGAUACGGCAAAAUGGACACCCCUGCUACAGUCCGAGUUGAAACAAUAAACGGCACAGCUACGGCACCCGAAGACUACAUUCACUUGGAGGAAGAUGUACACUUCGCCGUCAACGAGCAACUGCGCCAGCUGUACGUGGAAAUAAUUGACGACAACGAAUGGGAGCCUGACGAGUUCUUCUUCGUCAAACUCUCACUUCCUGAAAAAGAGGAGAAUGAGGACAUAGUUCUAGGAAAUAUCUCAAUUACGCAAGUCACAAUCAUCAAUGAUGACGAGCCGGGAAAAUUGGAGUUUGCUAAACCUAGCAUCAUUGCAAAGGAAAGCAGCAGACGUGUGCGAAUUCCAGUCAACCGUAUUAAUGGCGCCGAUGGUCACGUGUCAGUUGCGUGGAAAACAAAAGAUAUCACUGCAAUUAGUGGAAAAGACUACCAGGGAGGAGAGGGAGUGCUGAAGUUUGACCACGGAGAGACUUGCCGUACCAUCGACAUUGAGAUAUUUGAUAGCAUGAAACCAGAGAGAGACGAAAGUUUCCAAGUCGACCUCGGAGAAUGUGAUGGUGGAGCAGAGCUUGGAAAAAUCAAGAAAACGAUAAUCACAAUAGUCAACGAUGAAGAAUUCAACGGUUUGGUGAGUAGGAUUGUGAACCUGACCAAAGCUAACAUGGACGCUCUACAGCUGGAAGAUUCCACUUGGGUCACCCAGAUGAAAAACGCUAUGAACGUCAACGGAGGGGAUAUAGAGAACGCCACUUUCAUCGACUAUUUGUUACACUUUCUCACCUUCUUUUGGAAGAUCCUCUUUGCGUUAGUUCCGCCUCCAAAGUACCUAGGGGGAUGGCCUGCGUUUUUCCUCUCCCUGGCAGUGAUUGGUCUUAUGACCGCCAUCAUUGGAGAUCUCGCUACUCUGUUCGGAUGUCUUGUCAAUCUGGACGACAGUAUUACUGCCAUUACUCUCGUUGCCUUGGGAACCAGUAUGCCGGAUACGUUUGCCAGUAAACAGGCUGCAGUCGGCGAGAAGACGGCAGACAGCUCAAUAGGGAAUAUAAACGGAAGUAACUCUGUAAACGUCUUCCUAGGUCUGGGCCUGCCCUGGCUCAUGGCGUCCAUCUACCACAUGACACAGGGCACAGUGUUUACAGUCCCGCCAGGAUCCCUCGGAUUUUCCGUCAUCAUUUACACCGGAUGCGCAAUAGCCGCCAUUAUUCUCUUGUUACUCAGACGAUUCUUGAAGCCGUUUGGACAGGCCGAACUGGGCGGACCCAAAGGACCCAAGAUUCUGAGUGCAAUCAUUUUGGUGUCUCUUUGGGUGUUCUAUGUUCUAUUGUCCGCUUUAAAUUCAAAGAAAAUUAUCAAUGUCCAAAUUGGAGGCUAAUUAUAUUUUUCAAAUUUAGGAAAUAUUUUGAAAAUAAGAAGAAAGAAAAGAUUACCAACAAAAUAUUAAAAUGUUUAUGGGUACUUAAACUAUGGUUUAUAUCUUUUUUUCAAGUUGAAUGGCAUUUAGGCAUUGUUAUUUUAUAUCUAUGAACAUUGGGAUGUUAGUACAUUUUGAAUCAGGAAUAACAUUUUAUUAGAAUUACAAAGCAACGAACUCUACAUGAAAACCUUAUAUUCGUAUUUGGUAUAAAUGGUCGUUGUGGCAAAAAAAUGGAACUUGAUUUACUGCUUGCCGUUAUGUUAUAGAUUCAUUCUUUCCAUAUUACAUGUACCUGUACAUUUGUAAAUCUUUGGUAUAGUACUUACUUAAAAAACAUUUUGUUUCAAAUGCAAAUACCGCUUGAUACAUGACUCUUAAUAUGUUAACUGUUUAAAUCCCUUUUUAUACACUUUUAUUACUUUUAUACGAUUUAUUUUUCUUAUUAAGGGUUUUUGAAUAUAAAACGUCUUCAGUAAUUUACAAUGUGUACCGUUUUAGUUUGAUGCUUUGUUUUGGAAACAGGCAUCCAUGUAAUAUGUUGGAGUAACUCUCCAUGUACUAAAUAUAUAAUAUUAUGGUUGUGUGCAAGUUAUUGUAAAUAUGUAUUAACUCUCUACAAUUUAUUUUUAUAAAUGAUUCUAGGUUAGAGCUAUCUUUAUUUCUGUAUAUUACAGUCAAAUUAAAUUAUCAUCUUAUAUAUAUAAA